AAUCUCUUUUAUUUAGCUCUGUGCGGAUUUUUCACUCCGUAUUUUAAGUUUAAGAUAUUCGGGUUCUGCUUUCGACUACCUCCAUUCACGGCUCCAACAACAAGGGAAUUCCCGGUAGAAACCCGGCCUACUUUCCUAAUUGCGGUAAAGAACCGGAAGUUGAUCCGACACCGCACUGCCUCCCCCGGCAACACUUCCGGUCCGGGCCGCUUUUCGUCAGAAUCGGCGUUCGCCGAUCCGAAUGGCGGCGACUGGCUUCGUUUGGCCGCUGGCGCUUUGGAUCGUAGUAGUCGCAGCGACGCCGACGCCGCAAUCGACUAAGACGGUGUCCGUCGAGGCCGCGUCUCUUCCUCCUCCCCUGCCGCUGAAAGAGAAAAGCCACGAGAGUGCCUCCCGGCCUUCCUCCACCGCCACAAACACCACGACAUCCAGGCCCCCGCCGUCGGGGCUGUCAGGAUUGGGCCUACCAGCCCUUCACCGCGCGCUCUACGUCCUGGCCGGCCUGGCGGGCAUCGGCUUCCUCUACUAUCUCGGAGGCCGCACGUUUCGGACAAGGAAACCUCCACGGAAAAAAUACGGACUUCUGUCCAACUCAGAAGAUCCUAUGGAGAUGGCUUCUCUGGAGAGUGACGAAGAUACGGUAUUUGAAAUAAGGAAUCUGAGACGGUGAUAAUAGGACUUGUGGGUUUUCCAGCUGGACCAGAGAAGAAGCAGUUUUGCCAAUGGAAGAAACUCCAACCUCUGUUACUUUAAAAAAAAAAAAAAAUCCUGAAGUUCCUUGCGAUGUGAAAAACCUAAAUUUUCUCUUCAGGCCCCUCGAACAGAAGAAGGGUCGUACAGCCACGACAGUGAAUGUAUCUGCCCGGAGUUGCAAAAUUGCAGGGGGGGCAAAAUUAUGAGGGUUUCCCCAGGGUGGGGCUUUUUCUACCUUGCUAACCAAUUUGGAACGAGCGGCUGAGAUGCAAAAGGCGCCAUUCACAGUUUGAAUGCGGGUACUGGCCGCUCUCGCUUCGGAUGGGAUCUUGUAAGGAAAGCUGGACCCUCUUAAGAUUGGGAAAUUCAAGGAUGCACUUUGCGGCAGACACCGCCCUUUAGGGGAAAAAAGCUUGCGGGUCCAGGUGGGGUGUGUGGCACAAUGGAGGACACCAAAGCCAGGUCAGGUCAUUUACCAGCUUCUGCGUUAAGGAACUGCAGGCUGCCUGGAUUUCCUGUUCUACUUUCCUUUGGUUGUGUCAUGGAGACAAAAAAAUUGAGCCUGCUUUUGAAUCUGGUUGUUUGUGAAGCAAUAUCAUUCCAUAAACUGCUGGAGCAAGCGAAACAUACAAGCAGUUAGGUUUGAUGACUACAAACACGGUGCUGGCACCUGGUAAUUUUUGCAAAGAAAUUUGUUUUCCUUGUUUUUUUAGUUGAUUCCAUUUCACUGACUCUGUUUAGGGCUCAACUUGAUUCAUGUUGACCGAUCCCUUCUUCUCCCGGGGGAGAAGCAAGACAAAACCACAGUAGAUUGCUUAACAAUUGGAAAAACGUGUUUACAAAUGAAGGAUAGCAGAAAAUGCUCCAUUAGCAUCUUAAAAAUGUAAUGAGACAGCAGCUGUACUUUAGGGAGUACAUGCUGGGCCAGUAGCUGCAAACAAAAAUGAGUAAAACUUAGCCCUGCCUGGAUAGAUAGGAAAGCUCCUCCCCCCACCCCCCACCCAAUAAAUUAAUUCAGGUCCUAUUGAAUAUUUAAUCCAUUGCAGUUCUUUCCUCAGACAGGGUGAUGAUAUACUAUGACAAAAGUUUAAAAAUAUUUCCAGUUAAAUACAGAAGAUUGUUUUGGAUAGGAUGGUACUUGGAGAAAUAAGAACUAGAUGUUUGUUUGUUCAACCCAAUAAGUGAGUAAUAAUAAUUAUUCUUCUGCUGCAGUGGUUCUCAAACUUGGGAACUUUAAGGCACGUGGACUUCAAUUCCCAGAAUUCGCCAGCCAGCCACGAGUUGAAGUCCACAUGCCUUAAAAUUCCCAAGGUUGAGAAACACCGUGCUACUAUAUUUGGCCAGUAACAGAGGUAUUGUGUCCUCAAGUAAAAAUAUUUCUUGGGACCCAAGAAAUCAGCAAUAUUUUAAUGACCGAACUGCAAGAUGAUCAGUUCAGGCACGAUCCUUUGAUGGUUUAUUGGGACCAGCUGCUGUUAGAUUGGGAGUUUUGGUUUUUUUGAAGUGAUUUUAAGACAAGUCAGUUUAUAUUCGUGCAAUAAAAUGUUUUCAGUUUUAAAAACAAAGAAGGUUGAGAGAGCACCUCGCUACUAAACUGUGAUGCUUGUGGGAUUAUUUUUUUUUGUGUUGGUUCCAGAGGGGGAG
Messenger RNA from Notechis scutatus (mainland tiger snake), 2337 nucleotides. RefSeq names its product family with sequence similarity 174 member C (gene FAM174C). Gene Ontology annotation, cellular component: extracellular region. Lineage: Eukaryota; Metazoa; Chordata; Lepidosauria; Squamata; Elapidae. The record is from RefSeq and is a predicted model, not a curated record.